Panicum hallii is the source of this 638-nucleotide messenger RNA. Its product is annotated as SUMO-conjugating enzyme SCE1-like. Gene Ontology annotation, molecular function: SUMO conjugating enzyme activity. Bases 59 to 541 code for a protein of 160 amino acids. Gene Ontology annotation, cellular component: nucleus. The transcript has 5 exons. Gene Ontology annotation, biological process: protein sumoylation. The record is from RefSeq and is a predicted model, not a curated record. NCBI's taxonomy places the organism in Eukaryota, Viridiplantae, Streptophyta, Magnoliopsida, Poales, Poaceae.
ACGAGAGCGACGAGGCGACGGCCGGCACAGCGCGCUACGCCAGAGUACGUCGGGUGGGAUGGCCUCCGGCGGCGGCAUCGCCCGCGCCCGGCUCGCCGAGGAGCGCAAGUCCUGGCGCAGGAGCCACCCCCACGGCUUCGUUGCCAAGCCGGCGACGCUGCCGCAUGGGUCCGUCAACCUCAUGGUCUGGAACUGCAUCGUCCCCGGCAAGGAAGGCACUGAUUGGGAGGGAGGAUAUUUCCCUCUGGCUCUUAACUUUGAUGAAAAUUACCCAACUCGCGCUCCUGUCUGCAAGUUUCCGGCUGGCUUUUUCCAUGUUAAUGUCUACAAUACGGGCGCAGUGUGCCUGUCCAUCCUUGGUGACGGAUGGAAGCCUUCCAUCACCGUGCGCCAAAUUCUCAUAGGCAUCCAAGACCUACUUGAUAAUCCAAACCCAGCAUCCCCUGCGCAGGGUUCAUGUUAUGAGCUCCUUGUGAAGAAUUUGCCAGAGUACAAUAAUCGUGUUCGUCAGCAGGCCAAGCGGUAUCCUUUGCAUGUGUAGCCUUGGACCGUCUUCAGCAGACAAGAUGGCAACUAACCAAGCAUUCGUUUUGCCGGAGUGGAACCUGUCAUGACUGUGCUUAUUGUUCAUCAUAAGA